Pestalotiopsis fici W106-1 is the source of this 1542-nucleotide messenger RNA. RefSeq lists its product as uncharacterized. The record is from RefSeq and is a predicted model, not a curated record. NCBI's taxonomy places the organism in Eukaryota, Fungi, Ascomycota, Sordariomycetes, Amphisphaeriales, Sporocadaceae. The transcript is spliced from 4 exons. Bases 1 to 1542 code for a protein of 513 amino acids.
AUGGUUCAGCCUUUGAAUCUCUUCCUGGUCCUGAGCCAGGUACUAGCGGCAUAUGCCAUCGUUUUAGAUAUACCACACAGCCCUCGAGCUGGACGACAAAUUGUCGACGCAAGUUAUCAGGCUUUUUCUAUCGAAUUUUUCUCUUUUUUGGACUAUUCAAGUAACUCUACAUAUUCAAACCCGCUAAACUAUAACCUUGUCAAAAAUAUUCGGGAAAUAGGAAAACGUCCAAUCAAUGUCCGCAUUGGAGGCUCUUCACAGAACCAUGUCUGGUGGGCCCCAGACCAGGAGGAGGGGCUACGCGCUUGGUUCUGGCCAGACAGCACUGGCUACCAGAAGACUUACAAUGUUACUAUUGGCCCCAAAUUCUACGAUGCUUUUGACGCAUGGCCAUCAGAUACGGAGUUCACGCUGGGCUUGCCCUUCUCAUAUUACAACUACAGCUACCUUGAAAGCAAUAUCGAGAUCGCAAGGCGAGCACACGUAAAGCUUGGAAACAGGCUCACUGGCUUGCAGGUCGGCAAUGAAAUGAAAGCGCCAGCGUUUCGUUUUCUCGAGCCGCAGACACCAAGCGACUACGUUCCUCAUUGGCUCAACUAUGUUUACAACAUAAGCAACGCUGUUUUUGGCAAGCAAAAUGAACGAGUAUGGACCAUAGGGGCAUUCCAGGCCCCGACAUGGAUCAAUUGUUCGGACCCUCUGUCAAUUGAUUGCUGGAGUAUCCGAUCAAUUCUAGAACUUGGUAUCAAUGCAGAGGAUCUGGGCGUGGCCGCGGAUGUUCACGAGUAUAUGGAGACAUCCUCAUCCAACUACGUGGAUCGACAAUUUCUAAUGAAUCACAAUAAUACCAUUUAUUACCCUGACAGCAACGCUGAGCUUGCAGCUUAUGCCAAGUCCAAAGGGCUUGACUAUUGGCUCGGAGAGACGAACUCUAUCUCUGGCCAUGGAAAAAUCAAUGUCUCGGACACUUUCGCUGCCGCCCUUUGGAACAUUGAUUAUACUCUCUAUUGCGCUCAGACCAACAUUAGCCGUCUAGGAUUCCACCAGGGUAUUGGAUGGAAAUACUCCGCUUGGAACCCUAUCGAAAUGUGGGUUUAUCCCUCCGGCGUCAUGGCAUCUUACUACGCCUGGCUUGUCGUUCAGACUGCAUUAGCUGGAGCGGGCAAGCAAGUCGAGCUCCUAAUAUCAGAGAAACACCUCGUCGCGUACGCCAUAUACGAAGUCGGGAGACAUCGGCGGCUUGACACAAACUUGUCAUCAAUUGUUAUUGUCAACUUGGAAGAUUGGGACUCUACCAAUGAUGCAACAAGUCGGCCUUAUGUGGAGUUUGAGUUGCCACGGAAUAUCAGUCGCAAAGCUCAGUUAUCCAGAUUAACAGCUGCUGGUGCAGAUGUCAAGGCUGCACGUGCAAUAACUUUUGCUGGUCAACUGGUGAACGAGACAGGCAUGAUUGAAGGCGAUCGGCACGUGGAAAAGUUGGACAGAUCUGGAAAAGUCAAAGUUUUGUCGAGUGAAGCUGUGCUAAUAUCCUUUGCUCAUUAG